UGCUGCUUCUGGGUGGUCCCCUCCCCACCCCCAGCCCCGGGCUGCUUGGCUGUGGGACGAGGGCCAGGAUGGGUGAGUCUCCUGCUCCACCCCUGGCAGUACCUGAGGAAGGAGGCCGCCUUGCACGUGCGCAGAGACUUCCACCCCCGGGUCACCUGCGCCUGCCAGGAGCACCGGACCGGCACCGUGGGAUUUAAGAUCUCCAAGGUCAUUGUGGUGGGGGACCUGUCGGUGGGGAAGACUUGUCUCAUUAAUAGGUUCUGCAAAGACACCUUCGAUAAGAACUACAAGGCCACCAUUGGAGUGGACUUUGAGAUGGAACGAUUUGAGGUGUUGGGCAUCCCCUUCAGUCUGCAGCUCUGGGAUACCGCUGGACAGGAGAGAUUCAAAUGCAUUGCAUCAACCUACUACCGAGGAGCUCAAGCCAUCAUCAUUGUCUUCAACCUGAAUGAUGUGGCUACCCUGGAACAUACCAAGCAGUGGCUAGCUGAUGCACUCAAGGAGAACGACCCUUCCAGCGUGCUUCUCUUCCUUGUGGGUUCCAAGAAGGACCUGAGUACUCCUGCUCAGUAUGUGCUAAUGGAGCGAGACGCACUCAAGGUGGCCCAAGAGAUGAAGGCGGAGUACUGGGCAGUCUCGUCUCUCACUGGUGAGAAUGUCCGGGAAUUCUUUUUCCGUGUGGCGGCACUGACCUUCGAGGCCAACGUGCUGGCUGAGCUGGAGAAAUCAGGGGCCCGGCGCAUCGGGGAUGUUGUCCGCAUCAACAGUGAUGACAACAACCUCUACCUAACUGCCAACAAGAAGAAGCCCACAUGUUGCUUGUGAGGGACUGCCCAGCCCUGGGGCACUGUGCCACUUUGACUUGCCCGGAACUCUCUCCCUGGACAUCUGCACUGACUGUUAUUCCAAACCAAAGAGCUGCUGGUUGGUGGCAGUACCCCCAGAGGGGUAGUUGGGACCAUGCUAGUCACUUCCUGUCCCUGGGCACCUUACCAAAGACUGGAUGCCCCCUCGAUCCAGGGACUCCCCAGGGUGCCCAGUGGUGGGGAAGUGGUCCCUACCGCUUUUGCUCAACAUGCUGGGCCUUUGGGGUAUGAGGAUGCUAAAUGAUCCGAGCCUCACACUGUGCCUUAUGCAUUAAAAUCUCUGUUAUUAGCA
Messenger RNA from Myotis brandtii (Brandt's bat), 1158 nucleotides. It is a transcript of the gene RAB34, whose product is annotated as RAB34, member RAS oncogene family. The transcript is spliced from 10 exons. The record is from RefSeq and is a predicted model, not a curated record. Lineage: Eukaryota; Metazoa; Chordata; Mammalia; Chiroptera; Vespertilionidae. Gene Ontology annotation, biological process: phagosome-lysosome fusion; endocytosis. Gene Ontology annotation, molecular function: GTPase activity; GTP binding. The annotation marks the transcript as partial.